AUGGGAUAAUGUGUAUGUUCUGAAUAAAUAGCUGUUCUAAGUGAGGCCCCUCCACUAACCUUUACUAGCAAAAUUGAGACCAUUCGAGAAGUAGGGGCUCUUCCAGAUGAACCAUUAAUUCAAGGAGAUUUAGAGAAGAAUUUAUCAUAAACCAAAACCAGAUAAUUAGAUGAUUCCUUACUGUUAGAAAUUCAUAGACCUGAUGUUAAAGAAGCUAAAUUAACAUCUUAAUUGUUCUAGACAUCCUCAUUCAAAGUCAAAGAACUAUUAGAUAGAUUGGCCCCUUUUGAAGUUGAAGACUCUGAAGCUUAUUUUUAUGGAGUAUAUGAAUUAACCAAUGGGAGUUUAUACCAAGGAGGAUGGCUAGAGGGUCAAAAAAAUGGAAAAGGAGUUUAAAUCAUGAAAAAUGGGUCAAUAUAUGAAGGUUAAUUUUCUCGAGGAACAGCCAAUGGAAAGGGUAGAAUGAUUUAUGCUGACGGCGAUUAUUAUAUAGGAUAAUGGUGUGAUGAUCAACAUCACGGAUAUGGUGAGUAUUAUCAUGGUGAUGGCUCCAUGUAUAAAGGAGAUUGGUUUGAAAAUUUAUAGAAUGGAUAGGGAUUCGAAUUUUUCUCUGAUUAAUCUAGUUAUACAGGUUAAUUCAAAUUAGGAAAGCGUGAAGGAUAUGGAGUCUAUAAAUUUCCUGAUGGUUCUCUUUAUGAAGGUUCGUUUAAAAAUAAUUAGUUUAAUGGAUAAGGUACUUAUACAUGGAGUGAUGGUAGAAAAUAUGAAGGAGAGUGGGUAAACGAUUAGAUGGAUGGAAAAGGCAAAAUGUCAUGGGCAGAUGGUACUAUUUAUUAAGGAGAGUAUAAGAAUGACAAAAAGCAUGGUUUUGGAACUUUGGCAUGGCCUGAUUCUCGAUAAUAUUCUGGGCAAUGGGAAUAUGGUAAACAACAUGGAAUCGGUGAAUAUACUAAUUCUUAGUAGGGAAAGAGGAAAGGACAAUGGGUAAAUGGAAAAAGAAUGUAAUGGUGUGAUUGA
Paramecium tetraurelia is the source of this 1017-nucleotide messenger RNA. RefSeq lists its product as uncharacterized. Lineage: Eukaryota; Ciliophora; Oligohymenophorea; Peniculida; Parameciidae. The transcript is spliced from 5 exons. The record is from RefSeq and is a predicted model, not a curated record. Gene Ontology annotation, cellular component: cytosol.